AUGGCUGAAAUCGUUGUCGGAGCCGUUGUCACUGUUCUGAUUGAGAAGCUACUCACCGGUGAGUUGAUAAAGUUUGCUCGAUCAGAAGGAAUCGAUUCUCAGCUAAUAAAUUGGAGGAAAAAGUUACCUCUGAUUCAAGCUGUUCUGGCUGAUGCGGGCCAGAAGGAAAUUACACAAAAAGCUGUUCAACUGUGGCUGCUUGAGCUCCAGGAGUUGGCUUACGACAUAGACGAUGUACUUGAUGAUAUCGCCACUGAAGUCUUAAAGCGUAAGUUGAAUCAUGAAGAAUCUCAAGGCACUAGUACUAGUAAGGUAAUGAAGAUCAUCCCAGCUUGUUGUACUAAUUUCACUCCACAUAACUUCAUGUAUGGUCGAGGGAUUAGUUCUAAGCUAGACAAGAUUACCGCUAGAAUGAAUGAUCUUUUUCAGCAGAAAAAUGAUUUGGGUUUGGAUGUAAAUGUUGAAAAGUCAAGUAGAACAAAUAAACCAUUGGAAGAAACUUCAUUGGUUGAUGUGUCAAGGAUUUUUGGUCGGGAAGAAGAUAAAGAGACAUUGCUCGAGAAGCUUACUGGGGAUAAAGCAAGUAAGGAUCUCGAUUUGGAAAUCGUGUCCAUAGUUGGUCUUGGUGGGGUCGGAAAAACCACUCUUGCCAGAGUCUUGUACAAUGACGAGAAAGUGAAGGUUCACUUCGAACUCAGAGCAUGGGUUUGUGUUUCCGAUGAGUUUGAUGUAUCCAAUGUGAGCAAAGCUAUUUAUCAAGCCGUUUGUGGGGAAAACAAAGAAUUUACUAAUCUCGAUCUGCUUCAUGUGGCUCUUAAUCAAAAACUUUUAAACAAAAGAUUCCUACUCGUUCUAGAUGACGUGUGGAACGAAGACCACAAGAAGUGGGAAGUCCUCCAACGGCCACUUGUUGGAGCACCUGGAAGUAAAGUUAUUGUGACAACCCGAAGCAUCAUGGUUGCAUCAGUCAUGAACUCGGUUCAACCUUACAAGCUGGGAGUUUUGUCAGAUGAGGUAGCUUUGUCUUUGUUUGCUCGGUGUGCACUCGAAGAACAAAACUUUGGCGAACAUCCAUCACUUAAGCCUAUUGCUCAAGGUAUUGUUAAGAAGUGUGAUGGUUUGCCUUUGGCUCUGGUAACACUUGGGAGGGCCUUGAAGACCAAAGGAACUCAUGUUGUUGAUUGGGAGGAGUUGUUGAAAAGUGAGAUAUGGAGUUCACAUGACGAACGUGAUAUUCUCCCCGCACUUAAGCUGAGUUACUAUCAUCUCCCUUCACAUCUAAAGCAAUUGUUUGCAUAUUGCUCCAUUUUUCCGAAGGACUAUGAGUUUGAAAAGAACAAACUCAUCCUAUUGUGGAUGGCACAAGGGUUUCUGUCCCAAACAAAGGACAAAAACCAACCAAUGGAGACUUUGGGUGGUAAGUAUUUCAAAGACCUUUUGUCAAGGUCCUUUUUUCAGCCAUUGAGGAAUGAUGAAUCGAAAUAUAUAAUGCAUGACUUGAUGAAUGACUUGGCCACAAGUGUUGCAGGGGAGUUUUUCUUUAGGUUGGAUGAGAAUGUGGAUCCAAAUGGUAACAAUGAAGCUUAUGAAAAGUUCCGUCACUUUUCAUUCAUAGGUAAACGAGUUGAAGAAGUUAAAAAGUUUAAGGAAUUACAUAGAGCUAGAUGGUUGCGAACGUUCUUACCUAUCUCAGUUGGUGGUUGCGGGACAUUGGACAAUGUUGCUGCAGAAUUACUUCCCCACUUACACUUCCUAAGGGUGCUAAGUUUAACUAAUUCGUCAAUUACAGAGGUACCACAAUCCAUUGGUAAUCUCAAGCAUUUAAGGUACCUUAAUUUUUCUCACACGGACAUCCGACAUAUACCAGAAGAAGUGAGCGAACUAUAUAAUCUGCAAAGCUUGUUGGUUCGUUCGUGUCGUAAGUUAUCUAGAUUACCAGUCACUUUUGUAAAGCUAAUAAACCUGCGACAUCUUGACAUGACUUAUACUCCAUUAUUGGAGAAGUUUCCUUCAGGGAUUCGUGGGUUGGUGAGUCUACAAACAUUAUCCAAGGUUGUUAUACAAGAAGAUGAUGGGUUGAAAUUAGCUGAGUUGAACGGCCUAAAGGAUCUUCAAGGUGAACUAUCCAUUGAGGGGUUGGAGAAAGUUAUAGAUCCAAUCGAAGCAAAGGAUGCUAAUUUACAACAAAAGAAGGGACUCGAUAAUUUAAAAUUGGUAUGGGGUGAUGCUUUUCCGAAUAAUACAACUAAUGAUGAUGACGUAAUUGAAAAGCUAAGGCCCCACCCCAAGUUGAAAACAUUAUAUAUAAAAGGGUACAGGGGAAUGAAAUUUCCAAGUUGGCUGGGGGAUCCUUCAUUUGAUCAGUUGACACAUCUUGCGUUAAGUGAUUGUAAGAAUUGUACAGAAUUAGCAACUCUUGGGCCUCUCACUUCACUUAGCGAGUUGAGACUAUUUAACUGUUCAAAAUUGGUAUCAAUUAAGGGAGACAAAGAGGUGGUUCAUGUGGGGAGUAGCAUCAUGGGAUCUCUUAGGCAUGUGGUUCUUUUCCGUUGUGAUUCAUUGGAGAGUUACUGUUGUCCAACUAGUGUUGAGUUUUUGGAAAUAACCAGAUGUGAUUCAAUGACAUCAUUGACCUUCUCUAAAUUGCAGAAGGACCUUCCAUCAUCAUCAUCAUCAAUCUCUAAUCUGAAGACUCUUUGGAUCUAUGAUUGCAAGAAUAUAAAGUCAUUAUCUCAAGAGAAUUUGCAAAGUCUCACAUCUUUGGAAGAGAUGAAGAUAAAUAAUUGUCCAAGAAUGGGGGAUUCAUUUCCAUCAUGUGGGUCGUGGCCUCCUAAUAUAAGGGAGUUGAGAAUAGGAGAAUUAAAAAAGCCAUUGUCAGAAUGGGGGCUUCAAAAUUACCCUUCCUCACUUGUUGAAUUAGUGUUAUUUGGAAGGCAUUCAGGAGUGGUUUCGUUUGGAAUAGACGAACAAGAUUAUAAUAAUAUGAGUUCAUCAUGUUUUCUUCUUCCACCAUCUCUUACAUAUUUAGAAAUCUGGGAAUUUGAAGAAUUAGAAUCAGUUUCAGAGGUCUUACAACACCUCCCUUGCCUUCAAAACCUUCAUAUUUUUAAAUGCCCUAAGCUUAGAGAUGCACCAAAGACAACUUCAUCUUUGAGAGUUAAUGUGAAAACACGGUAGAAAAGGAAGGCACCGGGGUUAUACCUUGGCAGAAGCAUUGACACGUCAUGACUAAGUUGGAAAUUUCAUCACAUGUCAGUGCAAAAUUUUUGAAAGGAUGAUCAAAGGAGAAGCAUUCCGAAAGUUUCAGGGCUGUGAUGGAAAGUGUUUGCAAUUGAUAGUGUAGCUAUUUAAAACUUGCAAAUCUGUUUAUGGUGAUCUGUAUUGUUGUAAGCUGUAACGUAAUCUUUUUUCAAGUUCCAUUGAGCAAUUGAUGGUACAUGGAAAUGUGUUUCUUUUGUGUUGUUCAAAUGGGAUUCAAAUUUGCAAACUAUACUAAUGAGUUGGCUUAAUUACUGUUGCGGUCUAUUCAGGUGUCCUGAUUUCCUUCAAAUGUAACAUUGCAUGUCUCUUGACUAAGAUUACAUAAAGGAAGCUGGACUGUUACUUUUGGAAGAAAAUAGUUGAAAUGGAAAUACUCUGUAUAUUGAUAUUACAG
This is a messenger RNA of Erigeron canadensis, 3655 nucleotides long. Its product is annotated as putative disease resistance RPP13-like protein 1. The transcript has 2 exons. Gene Ontology annotation, biological process: defense response to other organism. NCBI's taxonomy places the organism in Eukaryota, Viridiplantae, Streptophyta, Magnoliopsida, Asterales, Asteraceae. Gene Ontology annotation, molecular function: protein binding; ADP binding. The coding region runs from base 1 to 3177 and encodes 1058 amino acids. The record is from RefSeq and is a predicted model, not a curated record.